CGUCAGUGUCAGAUUGACCCACCCACGUACCCGACGUUCACAUUCUCCCAAACACUCUCUUCCCUUCUCUUACACUUUUAUCUUUCAAAUUUGUAGUAAUUUAAAAAAUAAUAAUAAUAAUAAUUCAUAACUUUUUUAGUUAGUGUUUUCUUUUAGAUCACCACAUACACACUUAACAACAAACCCAACCAUUUCUAAGCUUCAAUUUUUUUUAAAAUACUUUUCUGUUUGGAUCUGCAUUUUCUCUCUGCUCUCUACUAAUAAAUUUUUUCUGCUUUUUUUUGUUUUUUUUCUUUCUUCCGAAGGUUAAAGAGUGAUGGCUGCGGAGCUCUUGGAAGUUCAGCCUCGCGAAAUCGAGUUUACGUUUGAAUUGAAGAAACAAAGCUCGUGUUCUAUACAACUGAUUAACAGGUUUGUUGAUCAGUAUGUUGCUUUCAAGGUGAAGACUACAUCUCCUAAAAAGUAUUGUGUUCGGCCUAACAUAGGCGUUAUCAAGCCGAAAGCAAGUUGUGAAUUCACAGUUACCAUGCAAGCUCAGAAGGUAGCUCCACCUGAUUUUCUGUGCAAAGACAAGUUCCUGGUUCAAAGCACUAUUGUGCCCUUUGGAACAACUGACGAAGACAUUACAUCUGGCAUGUUUUCCAAAGAAAGUGGGAAAUACAUUGAAGAAAAGAAGCUGAGGGUAGUUCUCACCAAUGCACCCACUUCCCCUGUUCUGCUUCCAAACAACGGAGAGUUGAAAAAAGAUCCAUUUUAUGACACUUCAUUGCACAAGGAUAUCUCACAGAAUGGCAUUGAAAACAUACCUCCACCUGAAAGGCAGUUAGAUGAGGAUAUUUCCAGCUUUCAAUCUGCUAAGGUUAUUGAGGAGUUAAAGACUGUAAAGGACGAGGAGUCAAGACCAGCUGAUGAUGCAGAGGAAUUGGAGUCAGCUAAGGACGUAGUGGAAGCAAAGUUAGUUAAGGAUUUUGAGGAGUUAAAAACAAGGCUACAUUUAAUGGACUCAAAACUAAGAGAGGCUGAUCAUAAGAUUAUGAAGCUGACUGAUGAGAGUAGCACAGCCAUUAGAGAGAAGAAUAUGCUCAAGCAAGAAGUAGAGUUGUUAAGGAGGAACAAGGUGAAAAGAAUUCAGAUGGGUUUUCCGCUCCUGUAUGUUUGUACAGUUUCUCUCAUCAGCCUGGUAAUUGGAUACCUCAUACAUCCAUAGGAGGAAUACUUUUGUAACUUAGAAUGGUUUUGUGCUGAUGGACACAUACAGGUGGACUUGAUUGCUACCCCAGAUAUGUUAUUUUUGCCCUUUUGUUCAUAAUUAUCAUAUUUGAUGUUUGAUAUGUAGGAGUCUGUUGAAAUGGUGCGUAUAAAGAGAACUGAUCUUUGUAAUAAAAGAUAAUAGUAACAAUCUAAAGCAUGAAAACAUUGUCAAAAGGGACAGAAUUUCAGAGUCGUAAAA
Molecule: messenger RNA, 1450 nt
Organism: Ricinus communis (castor bean)
Lineage: Eukaryota; Viridiplantae; Streptophyta; Magnoliopsida; Malpighiales; Euphorbiaceae
Product: vesicle-associated protein 2-2
Exons: 9
Coding region: 317-1207 (296 amino acids)
Biological process (GO): endoplasmic reticulum membrane organization
Cellular component (GO): plasma membrane; endoplasmic reticulum membrane
Source: RefSeq, a predicted model, not a curated record